This is a messenger RNA of Aethina tumida (small hive beetle), 1135 nucleotides long. RefSeq names its product COP9 signalosome complex subunit 6 (gene CSN6). The record is from RefSeq and is a predicted model, not a curated record. Lineage: Eukaryota; Metazoa; Arthropoda; Insecta; Coleoptera; Nitidulidae. The coding region runs from base 63 to 1067 and encodes 334 amino acids. Gene Ontology annotation, biological process: protein deneddylation. The transcript is spliced from 5 exons. Gene Ontology annotation, molecular function: metallopeptidase activity; protein binding. Gene Ontology annotation, cellular component: COP9 signalosome.
AGUUUGGUUAUACAGCCGGGUAUAUUUGUUAUUUUCAUCGUAAGACAAAACGUUCAAAAACAAUGAGCGCCCCAAACAGCGGGAUGGAAAUGGAGGUGGAGUCGUCCAGUGCGAGCGAAGGAUCCAAAACGCUCAUGGACACGGCUCAAAUACCGACAAAAAAUGUCAUGGCUUCAGGCACAGUUGGUUCGGUCACUUGUUCCCUGCAUCCCUUGGUCAUUAUGAAUGUGUCCGAACAUUGGACCAGAGAACGAGCUCAGGAAGGUGUAGUACAACAAGUGUUUGGAGCUUUAAUCGGCAAGCAAAAGGGUAGAAACAUAGAAAUAAUGAACUCAUUUGAACUUGUGUUUAGGAUAAUUGAGGGGGAAGUCAUUAUUGAUAAGGAAUAUUAUAUUAUGAAAGAAGAACAAUUUAAACAAGUGUUUAGUGACAUGGAUUUUAUUGGUUGGUAUACAACAGGAGCAGAACCAGACUCAAAUGACAUUAAAAUACAUAAACAAAUCUGUGAAAUAAAUGAGUCUCCUGUUAUGCUUAAACUGAAUCCAUAUGACAAAAAUAUUGAGCACCUACCAGUGAACUUGUAUGAAUCUGUGAUUGAUUUAGUAGGAGGUGGUGAAGCCACAAUGUUAUUUGUUUCCCUGAGCUACACAUUGGCAACAGAAGAAGCAGAGAGAAUUGGUGUGGAUCAUGUUGCUAGGAUGUCAUCCACAGAUUCUGGUGAAAGUUCCCUGGUAGCAGAACAUUUGACUGCACAACACAGUGCAAUCAAAAUGUUGCACUCCAGAGUCAAAUUGGUCUCUGAGUACAUGAAGGCUGUGCAGAGUGGAGAAUUGCCAAUGAAUCAUGAAAUACUAAGGGAGGCUUAUUCAUUGUGCCACAGAUUGCCAGUUAUUCAAAAUGCUAGAUUCAGGCAGGACUUCUAUAAUCAAUGCAAUGAUGUUGGCUUAAUGACUUACCUAGGCACAUUAACAAAAGGUUGCAAUGAUCUAAACCAGUUUGUCAACAAAUUUAACAUCCUCUAUGACAGACAAGGGAUGGGAAGAAGAAUGAGGGGAAUUUUCUUUUAGUUAUGUAAUGUAAAAUAUAUUUUUGUUGUAUUUAUUAAAACUUAUAAUAAACACUCCUUUUGAUACAA